CUGUCACUGGCUUAUAUGGACAAGUCAGCCUGCUGCCACGUGACCCUCAGCUGCUAAAAACAGCUCCAGCACCACUCUGAACCUGGGCCUGAAACAAUGUCCUCCACCGAAAGAAACGUAAAGGACACUUGAUCACACAAUCCUUGGAAUUAUUUCCAGGAAUCACUUGCAGAAACCACUCGGAGCACCCUUUCCCUGGCAGUGCACACGGGGACGGCCAGGAGAUGAGUGCAUCUUUGAAUUACAAGUCUUUUUCCAAAGAGCAGCAGACCAUGGAUAACUUGGAGAAGCAACUCAUCUGUCCCAUCUGCUUAGAGAUGUUCACAAAACCCGUGGUCAUUCUCCCCUGCCAGCAUAACCUCUGUAGGAAAUGCGCCAGUGACAUUUUCCAGGCCUCUAACCCGUACUUGCCCACGAGAGGAGGCACCACGGUGGCCUCAGGGGGCCGAUUCCGCUGCCCAUCCUGUAGACAUGAAGUGGUUUUGGACAGACACGGGAUAUACGGCCUUCAGAGGAAUCUGCUGGUGGAAAACAUCAUUGACAUCUACAAGCAGGAGUCCAGCAGACCAGAAAAGAAGUCGGACCAGCCCAUGUGUGAGGAGCAUGAGGACGAGCGCAUCAACAUCUACUGUCUGAACUGCGAAGUGCCCACCUGCUCCCUGUGCAAGGUCUUCGGGGCACACAAGGAUUGCCAGGUGGCUCCCCUCACUCACGUAUUCCAGAGGCAGAAGUCUGAACUCAGUGAUGGCAUUGCUGUCCUCGUGGGAAGCAACGAUCGGGUCCAGGGGGUGAUCAGCCAGCUGGAGGACACCUGUAAAACCAUUGAGGAAUGCUGCCGAAAACAGAAGCAGGAGCUUUGUGAGAAGUUUGAUUACCUGUACGGCAUCUUGGAGGAGAGGAAGAAUGAAAUGGCCCAAGUCAUCACCCGAACCCAAGAGGAGAAGCUAGAGCAUGUCCGUGCUCUCAUCAAAAAGUAUUCUGAUCAUUUGGAGAACGUAUCGAAGUUGGUUGAGUCAGGAAUACAGUUUAUGGAUGAGCCGGAAAUGGCAGUGUUUCUGCAGAAUGCCAAAACCCUGUUACAAAAAAUAUCUGAAGCGUCGAAGGCAUUUCAGAUGGAGAAAAUAGAACGUGGUUAUGAGAACAUGAACCACUUCACAGUCAACCUCAAUAGAGAAGAAAAAGUAAUACGCGAAAUUGAUUUUUACAGAGAAGAUGAAGAUGAUGAAGACGAAGAAGGAGAAGAAGGAGAGGGAGAAGGAGAAGAGGUAACAGAAGUGGAAGAGGUGGAAAAUGUUCGAACAGAGUCAUCGGGAGAAGACGAAAGUCCGGAGAAAGGCUCGGAGCCCUCUCCACGGGCCUCCGAGCUCCAGACUGCCCCAGAGGCACCUCCGGCUUCCUCUCCAGAGUCACCUCCAGCCCAGCCACCAGCUGCGGAUGCUCCGGUGACACAGGGGGAGGUUGUGCCCACUGGCUCUCAGCAGACCACAGAGUCUGAAACUCCAGUCCCUGCAGCAACGGACACUGCGGAUCCCUUGCUUUACCCUAGUUGGUAUAAAGGCCAAACCCGGAAAGCCACCAGCAACCCAUCUUCCACCCCAGGGAGCGAAGGUCUGGGGCACGUAGGGCCUGCAGGUUCUGAGGACUCGAAUGUGCAGAAGGCAGAAGUGGCAGAAGCCGCAGCCAGUGAGAGGGCAGCAGUGAGUGGUAAGGAAACUAGUUCACCUGCAGCUACUUCUCAGGAGUUAGCAAUCUGCCUAGCACUCGUGGCUUUUCUUAUCCUUCACUACAUCUGGCGUCAGAUUCAGUGCUUGGUUUUUGCUCUAAUGGACUGGUUUUGAGGACCCUCCUCUCCAGGGACAGCCUGCGGCUUCAGGGAGAGGGAGUGGAGCUGAUUCUGAGCCAGCUCGCCAUGUCUUCUCCUUUUCCUGGUUGAACUCCCUGAAUGAAUGAUGUUCAUUCCAGCUGCUGCCCCUCUGUCUGCCUGGCUGAGAUGUAUGCAGGCAGUAGGGAACCUAGAUGAAACUAAAAUCAUGCAGAUGAUGAAAGGGACCUCUGAACAGGAUUUCUACAAAAAAUACCCUUAAAUUCCAGAUGACUUAUCUAACACAUUGAGGGAAAACAAUGCUUUGAGAAAACAGUUGCAGAAAGGAUUGGAAAAAAAAGAAACCUGAUCUUAUGCAAAUCAUUGAUUGUGUGGGAAACAUUUUGAAGGGUGUGUAGGUGUGGUACGUGUGUGCAUGCGUCACUAACAAGUGGCAAGUGUUGAAAAAAGGGGGCACUACACUCUCGUCUCUAAUAGGCACCAGCUUUUGUUAUGACAUCGAAGUAGUUUGUAUUCUCUUUCCUCUUUAACAAUGCAGGUGGGCAGUGAAAGUCAGUGUUAAUUCAGAAGUGACCGAUUUAUCAAUAUAUGGACAAGAGAUAAAUCAUUGACCAAAGGUAUGAAAUGUUUCACAGAGGUUUCAUCUUUUCCAUAAUAGAUGUCGCUGGAUGGAUGUCCAGAAAUGUUCUUUGACUCUGGUGACACUUGGACAAUGUCCAGAAGGCUAAAGGCCUAGGACAUUUUUUGACAUUUUUCUAAUCUUGGUUUUAGGUACACAGAUAUCAGGCACUUUAAUGGAAAAAGACUUUUCAAUAGAAACUGUCUGCUUUCUCAUGUAUCCACUAAGGCACCAAUCUGCUGAACUGUAGAACUGCAUGUAUUUGAAUAUAUAUAUAUAUAUUCACACACAGUACACAUUAUACAUGUACAUAUAUAUUUAAACCAUGUUUUAUUUGUCCCACCAUAAUGCCUUCUUCAAAACAUAAGUAUAACUUUACUCUGUAUGAACUCUUAAAUAAAUACUGUUUUUAA
Molecule: messenger RNA, 2854 nt
Organism: Vicugna pacos (alpaca)
Lineage: Eukaryota; Metazoa; Chordata; Mammalia; Artiodactyla; Camelidae
Source: RefSeq, a predicted model, not a curated record